AUGCUUUCUGUGGCCAAGAGACACCGUUCUGGCGGAGUCAGGCAAGGACGCAAACUCCUUCAAAAGCAGUUUCUGGAAAAGCUCGCACGUAUACCUGGUCCUCCAGUUACCUUCAAAAACGACGUGAACAAAGACACGCCAUCUCUCGCCUUCACAUACAUCCAAGAGUACGUCCUUGGUGAGGGUGUGUCUCGGGCCGAUUUGGACGCUGUCAAGACGGGAUGUGAUGAAUGCCGACCAGACAUGGGAGCCAACCGUGGCUGUCAGUACACCAGAAAAUGCAAGUGUCUGGAAUAUGCUGCUCCAGACCUUACUCGUUGCAAGACUGAUAAGCAAAGAGAGCAAUACGCAGCCUGGGAGAGAGGCGAGAUGGGCUCCGAGGGUUUGCCCAAGCGAUUCCCCUACAGAACUGACCCUAUUAACAAAAUGCUUGUGCUGGACAAUUUUUAUCUGGAGAGCCGAAACCCAAUCUACGAAUGCAACGAACUUUGCGACUGCGGCAAGAACUGCAAGAACAGAUUGGUUCAGAAAGGGCGAAAGGUGCCGCUCGAGAUUUUUAGGACACUGGGUCGAGAUUUUGGUCUGCGUUGCCCCAUUGAUCUCAAACGGGGCCAAUAUAUUGACAGAUACCUCGGUGAAUUGAUCACUGACGCUGAAACAAGCGCUCGUGAAGCGACCGGCAGUUACGAUAAGGCAUCUUACUUGUUCUCGCUCGACAAGCAUGCCGAAGACGAUGAUCGACCCGGCGCGCUCCACAAGAGAGAUUGCUAUGUGGCCGAUGGAGAGAAAAUGGGUGGACCGACACGUUUUAUCAACCACAGCUGCGACCCCAACUGCCGCCUGUUCACCGUGAGCUACAAUCGCAACGAUCGGUUGAUCUACGACUUGGCGUUCUUCGCGUUGGAGAAUAUCCCCGCCGGCGAGGAGCUCACCUUUGAUUACAUGGAUGUUGAAGACACAGAGUCUGCUCCUGGUCAAGCACCCAACGAUACUAUGGAUGUUGGCGGCGUGAAGUGUCUUUGUGGGGCAGAAAACUGCAGAGGCAAACUGUGGAUGUGA
This is a messenger RNA of Aureobasidium namibiae CBS 147.97, 1059 nucleotides long. RefSeq names its product SET domain-containing protein. Gene Ontology annotation, molecular function: protein binding; histone methyltransferase activity; zinc ion binding. The record is from RefSeq and is a predicted model, not a curated record. The transcript is spliced from 2 exons. NCBI's taxonomy places the organism in Eukaryota, Fungi, Ascomycota, Dothideomycetes, Dothideales, Saccotheciaceae. Bases 1 to 1059 code for a protein of 352 amino acids. Gene Ontology annotation, cellular component: nucleus.